UGUAGGUUGUUUCUGAACAUUGGCAGGUAAAAAACUACUGGUGCAGCAUGGCAUCUGGAGAGGGACCCUUACAUAUGGUAACACCAACAAUACAGAGUAUGCCUUUAAGUAAACUUACUGACUAUGAUGUAUACUUGAAGCUAGAAAAUCUCCAGAUACCAGGAUCAUUCAAAAUAAGAGGCAUUGGAAACCUAAUUAAAAAGGCAGCACAGCAUGGUUGUAAGAAGAUAGUUUGUGCAUCAGGAGGAAAUGCUGGCCUGGCAGCAGCAUAUGCAGCUAAAACACUUGGUAUUCCUGCAACUAUAGUGCUGCCCCAGAGUACACCAGGAUUUGUUGCAGAUAAACUCAGGAAUGAGUAUGGAGCAGAGGUGUUGAUUCAUGGCAAAGUAUGGGAUGAGAGCAACAAGUUUGCAACAGAGAUGUCAAAAGAUUCAGAUUGUUUGUAUGUACAUCCAUUUGACCACCCAGAUAUAUGGGAAGGACAUUCAAGCAUGAUGGAAGAAGCUACCCAGCAGAUGCCAUGUAAACCAGAUGUUGUUAUUGUAUCUGUCGGAGGGGGAGGACUACUCAAUGGUGUACUGAUGGGCAUGAAAAAAGUUGGCUGGAGUGAUGUCCCCUGUAUUUCUAUGGAAACUGUAGGGGGAGAUUGUCUGAAUGCAUCACUUAAAGCAGGGAAAAUUGUAACAAUACCAGAUAUAACUAGUGUAGCUAAAAGCCUUGGGGCACUAACCCCAUCUGCAAAAACUUUUGAACUCGCACAAUCUCAUGAGAAGUUUCAUUCUGUUGUUGUUGAAGAUAAAGAAGCAGUUUCAGCCUGUCUUAGAUUUGCAGAUGAUCACAGAUUUUUGGUAGAGCCAGCAUGUGGUGCCAGUUUAGCUGCAGUGUAUGGAAGUGUGUUACAGGACUUACAAUCUAGGGGGAAAUUAGGAGACGUAAAGUCAGCUCUAGUUAUUGUAUGUGGCGGCAGUUCUUCCACACUUAAACAGCUUCAGACUUGGAGAGAUUUGUUUAACUUGUGAGCAAAAUAAAAGUGACAGGGGCAUUAGUGUCACACUUUGAUUAAGUUUUUGCAUGCAAGUUUUGACACCAAAACUACUAGAAAUAAUAGGUUGAGAAUUAUGACUCUUUUUGAACUUUGAAAAUUCUACAUUAUCCAGGCUUUUUUUUUACUAUAAAGUACUGAAAAUAGUCGAGCCCACUGUCCUACUGAAAGCUCUUGUGUAUUAUGUUGACCAAAAAAACAUGAUCUUGUUAGCAUGUUGAUUUGAUAAACAUCUGAAGUUAUGUGGAACUUAAUUUAAUAAUACUGAAUAAAGAAGAUUAAACACAUAUCAGCUAUAGUCUAAAGCUACAUGUUUAUUAUACCGGUGAUACUAGUGAAAUACCGUUUGUAUACAUGUAUAAUGCAUAAACUAUAACUAAGUAACAAAUACAU
Ruditapes philippinarum (Manila clam) is the source of this 1435-nucleotide messenger RNA. RefSeq names its product serine dehydratase-like. The record is from RefSeq and is a predicted model, not a curated record. Lineage: Eukaryota; Metazoa; Mollusca; Bivalvia; Venerida; Veneridae. The transcript is spliced from 7 exons. Gene Ontology annotation, molecular function: threonine deaminase activity; L-serine ammonia-lyase activity. Gene Ontology annotation, biological process: L-serine catabolic process; L-threonine catabolic process. The coding region runs from base 48 to 1019 and encodes 323 amino acids.